Metarhizium acridum CQMa 102 is the source of this 261-nucleotide messenger RNA. RefSeq lists its product as uncharacterized. Lineage: Eukaryota; Fungi; Ascomycota; Sordariomycetes; Hypocreales; Clavicipitaceae. The record is from RefSeq and is a predicted model, not a curated record.
AUGAAGGCUUUCGUUGGUCUUGCUGCUAUUAUGGCUGGUCUGGCCACGGCCAACCCCCUCGCUGGCUCGGCCAAGACUGCACGAGGAUAUGUUACUGGCGAUGAAUUCGAGGAUCUCCGUGUGGCGCUUGUCAGCUGCCUGGAGGCCAAUCCUCCUGCAGAUGCGGUUAUAUCAGACUGGGCCACUUCCAUCGCGUCCCAAUACACUACUAGGGAUGAAAUCGUACAAGCAAUCGAUGAGUGCCAGUCGAAGGAGGCUUAA